CAAUCACCGCUAAUGGUCAGUGGUAAUACCCGAGGGUAAGUUAAUUGAGAUAACACUUUACAUUUAUUAAUUAAGGUGUAAACAAUAAUUAGAUGGCAUACAAUUAUUUUGAUAAGCUAGACAGUGUGGCACAAGGUCGUUAUAGUACCAAAUUAGUGUUAAUUAACAGUGAUGAAUGUCCAUACAAGUUCCCUGCAGGUGUUUGGAAAAAUAACCCAUCUUGUUGGCCAGAUCUCCAGUUUGGAGAUGUGUAUUCAUAUUUAAUUGACUCGCCAGGUAUUUAGAAUUAAAAAUUAUUAAGCUGAGCACACCUAUAGAUAACUUUAAUUAUUUUUUCCGGUUUUGAAGAAUAAGGGUGUGCCGAUUUAUGCAGUGAAAUAUUAGUAUGAAUAUGUCUCUGUGUAUUAAAAGUAAGCAGAAAAAUAAUAAACACAUCCUUGAAAUAACUAACAAAAUAUAAAAAAAUAUAUAUUCACGGCGAUAUUAUUUAGAACUAAACACAGAUUAAUACAUAUGUAAUAUAGAUUUAUUGUGUAGCAAAGUUAAUUUGGUUAUAAUUUUGUUCUUUUAAGUUUGAUUUAAAAAACAAAAAUUAAAUGUAAAGGACGCGGACCAUGAUAGAAGUUGUUAUAAAUGAAGAUGAGAUGACACAUCUUUGGCAAUAAACUUUGCACAGUGGGUGAUUUCCUCCCAGGUCAGGUGUGAAAGGAUAGAUUUUUAUAUUCGUUUAGUGUCCAUGUAAACUUUAAUUAAUACACGAAGUUAUAAUUAGGAUAUGUGUCAAGUUUUUAAAAUGACAUGAAGCUGAAGAUAUAGAUUAAAAUAAAAAGUGAAUAACUUUUAAGAAUGUUACAGAAUAUUACUUUAAUUUAUUAGGAAUAAUACUAGGUUACGUAUUAAAUGUUUUAAACAUGUGUUUUAAAAUAUUUGUCAGUUAUACUGAAAAUUAAAUAAUGUACAAAAAAAUGUACAAAGCUCCUUGUAUGCUUAAGGUACUAUGGAACAGAAUAAAUUCUUUUAGCCUUCGCCUUUUUACAAAAAUCUGUUAUUUUUUUUUUCUAGUAAUUUAAAUUGUUUUUGCUUAUACCGGUAUCUUGACAUAUAUGUGUACCAUAUUUAGAGUGAACUUUUUAAAAAGGUUAAUAUUGGAACCUAUUAAAUUUAAAUUGAAUAUAGGACAGUAAAUACACCCAGCCGCAAGGACUUAUUCUUAUGUUAGUCAAUAUAUGAUUUUCAGGCAUUUUUACCCGAGAAAGUAUGAAAUCCUAUAAGAGUUUGGAUGCCCACAACUAUUUUCAGUCAGGAUGGGUUCAGACAGUUUACAGCUAUAAGCCUGCCACCAGUGCAUACACUAUACUGAAAGCAGAUGUUAGGCCUUCACAAAGACUGAACGAGGAACCUCAUCACCCAUGGGUUGCCCUCUCUGGAGAUGGUUCAGUAGCCGUGGCUCACUGCAAUUGCAUGGCAGGGCUUGCAGAAUCAUGUUCCCAUAUUGCAGCCCUUCUCUUCAAAGUAGAAGCCGCUGUGAGACUGGGAUAUACCACUAAACUUUGCACUGAGCUACCAUGCAAGUGGAAUGCUGAUUUCGUUAAAAAGGUACAGCCUGCGCCCGUAAAAGACAUUCAAUUCUAUAAAACCAGCUGUAUAAACAAAGCAAAGAAGGUGAAAGUUCGACAUUUGUCAUCAACCCAACAAGAACAACAGACUCUUCUUCAAACUUUGCAUGCUUGUAACAGCAAACCUGUGGUUUUAAGUACAUUUGACAACUUCUCUGACAAAUUUCACUGGCAAAAAACUGUUUCCUCAGAUCCGAUUGUACCACAAUGUCUUAGAUCUCUGUACAAGACAGAGUAUGCAGACUUCACAAAAAUAGAUUUAAGCAGGAAAUGCUCCGAAAUUAAUGAUAGUUACAGCAUGAAUAAAGAGACAAUCGUGUAUAUCUACGAUGUUACUCAAAAACAGAGCUCAUCUUUAACAUGGCAUGAACAACGCAUUGGUCAAAUUUCACUCUUUUCACUGCUAAAUCUGGUGAUGUGA
This is a messenger RNA of Mytilus trossulus (common blue mussel), 2037 nucleotides long. RefSeq lists its product as uncharacterized. The transcript has 2 exons. Bases 1258 to 2037 code for a protein of 259 amino acids. The record is from RefSeq and is a predicted model, not a curated record. NCBI's taxonomy places the organism in Eukaryota, Metazoa, Mollusca, Bivalvia, Mytilida, Mytilidae. Gene Ontology annotation, molecular function: zinc ion binding.